CCUCCAACGGACAGCAAGAAACUGCUUGUUAGUUCGCGCCAGCGAGGAAACCCACUUCUUGAAUUGAUUCGCCACGUUGUAUGGGAGUAUGCUGAGAUCGAACCUGACUAUGUAUUUGGCCCGACUCAAUGUGGUUUCUUUCUCAGUUUAAGAUACCAUAAUCUCAAUCCAGGAUACAUUUUUGAGAGAUUGCAAAAGCUUACAUCAGCGUAUAAACUCAUUGUUCUGAUUGUUCUGGUUGACGUGCUCCGUCAGUCCCCUGUUCGUGUCCUGGCGUGCUUUCAACCUGUUACCUCGGCCCACGCAAGGCUAGACGUUAAUCCAAUUGCCGAAGGCUCAAGGGCAAAAGCAAAAUCAUUCCUCUCGGCUAUGACUAAUAUCUAA
This is a messenger RNA of Rodentolepis nana, 384 nucleotides long. NCBI's taxonomy places the organism in Eukaryota, Metazoa, Platyhelminthes, Cestoda, Cyclophyllidea, Hymenolepididae. The record is from the annotation of a GenBank genome assembly.